GCCAGGGGGAUUUAGGUUAGCUGAGCAAGGCCAUGGGACAAAGUCUAAGCCAAUUCACAGAAGAAGAGUUGCAAGAUUAUCAGGAUUUGACAUACUUUACAAAGAAAGAAGUAUUGUAUGCUCACCAGAAAUUCAAAGCACUUGCCCCUGAAAAAGUAGGACACAACAGGAAUGCCAAGUUACCAAUGGCCAAAGUUUUGCAAUAUCCAGAAUUGAAAGUGAAUCCCUUCGGCGACCGUAUUUGUCGAGUGUUUAGUUCUAGUCAUGAUGGGGAUUGUACCUUUGAAGACUUCCUGGACAUGAUGUCUGUGUUCAGUGAUGCUGCGCCUAAAGCUGUAAAAGCUGAGCACGCUUUUAGAAUUUUCGAUUUUGACGGAGACGACAUGUUGGGAGCGUCAGACCUGAGGCAUGUGAUAGAUCGGUUGACUGGGCCACAGCGACUGUCUGAAGUGGAUGUCCAGAUACUCAUACAGAACAUUUUGGACGAAGCGGACCUCGAUGAUGAUGGAGCCCUGUCAUUUGCUGAGUUUGAGCACAUUGUGGACAAGUCUCCUGACUUUGCCAAUGUUUUUCGCAUCCAACUUUGAGCAAUUAUUGUGAAGACAUCACAUGAAUUUUUCAUUCAACGCUUUAUUUGCCAAUCCAUUCUAGUCUGAAGAUGUGCUAAUCAGGUACCUAAUAGGUGUUUUUGUAUGUUAAAUACAUUUUGUUGAUUUAGUGAUCAUCUCAACAUCAUAAUUAUUAUUAAUUUUUACUAACCUAAAUUAACAAUGCCUUUAUAUUUAUUUAUUGUUGUUAUACUUAUGGAGAAAAGUCAAUAAAUUUUAU
Molecule: messenger RNA, 828 nt
Organism: Macrosteles quadrilineatus (aster leafhopper)
Lineage: Eukaryota; Metazoa; Arthropoda; Insecta; Hemiptera; Cicadellidae
Product: calcium and integrin-binding protein 1-like
Exons: 6
Coding region: 33-587 (184 amino acids)
Molecular function (GO): calcium ion binding
Source: RefSeq, a predicted model, not a curated record